Armigeres subalbatus is the source of this 1228-nucleotide messenger RNA. RefSeq names its product pyridoxal phosphate homeostasis protein-like. The transcript is spliced from 6 exons. Gene Ontology annotation, molecular function: pyridoxal phosphate binding. Gene Ontology annotation, cellular component: intracellular anatomical structure. The record is from RefSeq and is a predicted model, not a curated record. Bases 133 to 909 code for a protein of 258 amino acids. Lineage: Eukaryota; Metazoa; Arthropoda; Insecta; Diptera; Culicidae.
CCAAAAUCGAAUAGUCCCUGUGCUUAUACUUUGUUGUUAUUGUUGACAUCACUGUCAUGUCCCAUUAUCAUCAGCCUCCGUCCGGCUGAUAGGAGAUUUCUUCAUUCCUUUUGGUUUCUCCGAAGUUAGUUCAUGAUUCGACGCGUGAUGGGUGAGGUGGACGUGAAACUCGGAAUCCGGCAGACGCUAGCCAAAAUCGACGAAGCUUUUGGAAAACGUUCCCAGACAACAAAAUCUAUCAAGCCGCUGCUGGUAGCCGUGAGUAAAACCAAACCAAUAGAGUUGAUCCUGGAUGGAUACUCCGUCGGACAACGUGACUUCGGUGAAAAUUAUGUCCAGGAACUAAUAGAAAAGGCAAAUGAUCCCAGAAUUUUGGAACAAUGCAAAGACAUCCGAUGGCACUUUAUAGGUCAUCUUCAGAGCAACAAGAUUAAUAAGAUUGCAAACCUACCCAACCUGCAUAUGGUUCAAACCGUUCACAAUGCUAAACUGGCUGAAGGUCUCAACAAGGCCUGGGAAAAGGUGAAAACUGAAAUACCGGAUAAGCAGCAGUUAAACGUUCUCAUACAGAUCAAUACCAGCGGGGAGGACGAGAAAAACGGAACCGAACCGGCCGAGGCCGUGAACCUGUACCGCUUCGUGACGGAGAAAUGCCCCAACUUGAACUGCCACGGCGUGAUGACGAUCGGUCGCUUUGGGCAUGACUACUCGACAGGGCCCAAUCCGGACUUUAUCGAGCUGAUGAAGUGUCACCAGGACAUUUGCAGCACCUUUGAGCGGGAGCCCACCGACCUGCAGGUUUCGAUGGGAAUGUCUGACGACUAUGUUCGGGCGAUCGAGAUGGGCAGCACAAUCGUACGCGUAGGCAGUUCUAUUUUCGGAGCCCGAGCAAAGAAAAACGAAGCAUAGGAAUUUUUCCACCGUCGCACCGUUACUCACUACUAUAGCCCACGCGCGGACUGCUGGUUCAGAUCGAGAGGGUGCGAGCCGGCUAGGAUUUCGAGGGGGCGGAAAACGGGCAAUUGUUUAGGCACACAGAUGUCGAUUUGCUGAUUUUCCGCUGAGAAACGGUGGUUGAGCUGUAUGGAAUUCUGUUUGUUAUUUUUGUACAUAUCGAAAGUAAAAUUGAAGACAGUGUCACAUAAUGAGUAGCAGUAUGUGUUGAACAUCAAACUUCUAUCAAUAAAUUACUUAAAAACACAUUAAUAAAACUAAAAAAAUCGAUAAA